Messenger RNA from Mytilinidion resinicola, 581 nucleotides. RefSeq lists its product as uncharacterized. NCBI's taxonomy places the organism in Eukaryota, Fungi, Ascomycota, Dothideomycetes, Mytilinidiales, Mytilinidiaceae. The coding region runs from base 109 to 432 and encodes 107 amino acids. The transcript has a single exon. The record is from RefSeq and is a predicted model, not a curated record.
GAGUGCUAUAUCUCGUGGAUUCGGACUGCCUAAGAGUAGCAACACACUGCCUUAGAUGUACUAAACGUUGAGAAUAGCUUCACAUGGCAUUUUAAGGAAAUAAUUGCAAUGAAGGACCUCGAAAGACGAGCUGAAGUACCAAUUUCGCGGCUAGCCUCUCUAGAACUAGUUUCGGCUUCUCGAUUUCCCGCCAGACAACUCAUCCCCGUCACCGUUCCUACUAUUACACCUGGUUCCAUACAGGUUCCAUUUCUCCUUGUCGACACAUCUUCAGAGGACUGUUUUUCCAAUAAUCGAAAUACUUUCAACGCCAACAAGACACUCCUAUGGCAGAUGACUCACGCCUUCCCUUUGCUAGCAACACACAAGUCCACAUUCUCUUACAUAGAUGGGAGGUGGGUUUACUUCUUUGGCUAUAGUCUUACAAGUUGAACUUUUCACAUCUUCUGCAGUGAUAUGCUAUUUUUCUUCAAUCAUGGAUUCGCAAUUGCAGGCUGACGAGCUUGGCAUUGUAAUUUGAUCCUCCUAUUCACUGAUUGCGUUACAUCACUGGGCUUCAGCGUACAUUCUCUGUUCACCCA